UAGGAAAAUCGUUCAGUUUGUGGCAUGCAGUUUUGAUGUACGGUCACUGUUUGAUAGUGGGUUGUUUUGCUACUAUAUUUUGUAGAAUUUUCCAUAUUUUUGCGUACAAAUACUGCCGGUAGCUGCUUUAAAUUCAAAGUGUGUUUAUAGAAAAACGAUACUGUCCGCAGUCGGUAUCGUACAUGCGUAUUCUUUUGUGUUGAAGAAAACGCAAAUAAUUUGUCUUCCACGUGCUUUCAUUUUUCAAUAGUUCGAAGUUGAGUGUUUGGAGAUAAUCUACGUGGUUUGGGCGCUCAAGUUGUUCAGCAGAAGAAAUCCUAUUUCUAAUUCUUAUUUUAAUUUCAAUUGAUAAACACAUUAUGACAACAGCAAACGGAGUUAACUUGCAGGAUGGACUAUCCUGUGAAGACUUGUUUCGUAAUGGUGAAGGAUUGACCUACAACGACAUUAUUAUAUUACCGGGUUAUAUUGAUUUUGUUGCGGACGAUGUGGAUCUGACUUCGCCUCUGACCAAAAAAAUCGCGUUGAAAGCACCACUAGUUUCAUCUCCAAUGGACACGGUUACUGAAGCGGAUAUGGCUAUAGCUAUGGCGCUUUGUGGUGGUAUUGGAAUUAUUCAUCACAAUUGUACUCCGGAAUUUCAAGCCAAUGAAGUGCAUAAAGUAAAAAAGUACAAACAUGGAUUUAUUCGCGACCCAGUAGUAAUGAGUCCAGAAAACACUGUUGCUGAUGUGCUAGAAGCAAAGAAAAAUAACGGGUUCACUGGUUAUCCUAUAACAGAGCACGGCCGCCUUGGGGAACGUUUAAUCGGUAUAGUUACCUCUAGGGACAUCGAUUUUCGUGAGGAAGACGUCAAUUUGAAACUUCGGGAUAUUAUGACUAAAAUAGAUGAAAUGGUAACUGCUCCUAGUGGAGUUACACUGCAAGAAGCAAAUCACAUACUCGAGAAAAGUAAAAAGGGUAAAUUGCCUAUUGUGAAUAAAAAUGGUGAAUUGGUCGCAUUAAUCGCGAGAACUGAUCUAAAAAAGGCGCGAAGCUAUCCAAAUGCAUCUAAAGAUAGCAAUAAACAGUUGCUAGUUGGAGCUGCUAUUUCUACAAGAGAGGACGACAAAGAACGUUUAGAAUUGCUGGUGCAGAAUGGAGUUGAUGUGGUGGUUUUAGAUUCUUCACAGGGAAAUUCGAUCUAUCAAAUUAAUAUGAUCAAGUACAUCAAACAGAAGUAUCCAGAACUGCAGGUUAUUGCUGGUAAUGUUGUGACCCGUCAGCAGGCGAUGAACCUAAUCGAAGCCGGAUGCGAUGCAUUGAGGGUUGGAAUGGGAUCCGGUUCUAUCUGCAUUACACAAGAAGUAAUGGCAUGCGGAUGUCCCCAAGCGACUGCGGUCUAUCAGGUUAGUAAGUUGGCUCGACAGUAUGACGUCCCAGUAAUAGCUGAUGGCGGUAUUCAAUCAAUCGGACACAUCAUGAAAGCGCUAGCAUUGGGCGCGUCUAGCGUGAUGAUGGGAUCAUUGCUAGCCGGUACUUCGGAAGCUCCAGGAGAGUACUACUUUAGUGAUGGUGUUCGAUUGAAAAAAUACCGAGGAAUGGGUAGUCUGGAGGCCAUGGAACGUAAAGAUGCUAAAAAUGCUGCCGGUUCACGAUACUAUCAUACCGAUAUGGACAAAUUGCGCGUUGCCCAGGGUGUCAGUGGAAGUAUUGUCGACAAAGGCUCUGUACUAAGGUUUUUGCCAUACCUACAGUGUGGAUUACAACACAGUUGCCAGGAUAUUGGUACGAAGUCGAUUUCUAAUUUAAGGAAAAUGAUAUACAACAAUGAACUACGAUUUUCGAGACGCACUCAUUCGGCACAAGUUGAGGGCAAUGUGCACGGAUUAUUUUCUUAUGAAAAAAGACUGUUCUGAGAUCUUGGAGAGGUACCGCAUUGGACAAAUUAUGAUUCAUGUAUUAGAAACGGUAGUCCUCUAUAAAAACUCACCGAUAUGCUUAUUCUGUUACUUAUUCGUGGUAGUACGUUAGGAUAAAAAAAUCAAUAGUUUACGCGAAAUCACAUGCCAAGUAAGUGUCAAAGUGUGUAGCUUCAAUCAGAACAAAAUCAAAUUUAUAACAAAAAUUAUAGACUCCUAAUUGUAAAUAAGUUAGUGAUUUAUGAUGCUGUUUUACAAAAUUCUUUGUCUACCAUUACCAUGCAUGAGAAUAUACUGAAUACUGAGGGUUCAUGCAUUUAAAAAAAAUCUGAACUGAAUCCAUGGAUGUUUGCAGGAAAUCAUGUGCACUGUAGAAGGCAUAAUUGUUGCCCAUCCUAUCAAAAUUUUUAUAGUAUUGGUACUUCUUCAACAGUAAGUUGUAUUUCAAUUUAACGCAUACGCAUAUUUGGUUCUGAAUUUUUAUGGAACUGUUCAUUUAUGAUUAUAUGAAAUAAAGAAUUCUAUGUCUACCAUCA
This is a messenger RNA of Wyeomyia smithii (pitcher-plant mosquito), 2437 nucleotides long. It is a transcript of the gene ras, whose product is annotated as inosine-5'-monophosphate dehydrogenase. The coding region runs from base 360 to 1898 and encodes 512 amino acids. NCBI's taxonomy places the organism in Eukaryota, Metazoa, Arthropoda, Insecta, Diptera, Culicidae. Gene Ontology annotation, biological process: GTP biosynthetic process. Gene Ontology annotation, molecular function: IMP dehydrogenase activity. Gene Ontology annotation, cellular component: cytoplasm. The transcript is spliced from 5 exons. The record is from RefSeq and is a predicted model, not a curated record.